AUGAGGUCCUUUUUAGUCAUCUUCGGCGCUCUCUAUCUUGCUGGCGCAACUGUCGACAAUGCGUUGAAGGGAUGCCCGCCGGCAAUGAAUAGCUUCAGCAAGCACACUUUGGUUAUGAAGAAUGGAACCGUGAAUCAAGCAGCCUUCAAUAUGUUGAUGAAUUCCCCGGUGUGUGGUGUUUGUAGAGAAUUAAUGGAGGAUCUAAAGCCCUUAAUUGUAGCGGCAACAAUCACCGAAGAAGCCGUUCAAGAGGCAGUCGAAGUGAGUUCUGUAGGGUUGUAAUCAUUCUUUUAGAAAAUUUGCGUGAGAACUUUUGGAGACUUCUUUAAAUGGCCGUGCAAGUGGGCGUUUUCGCCUACCAUUCAGCUCAUGGUGCAAAUUUUGAACAAAGUCAACCAUGACAGUAACAUUACUUACAUCUGCGAUACCAUCCAUUUGUGCUAAUUAUACGUUUAUAUUCAUAUAUAUGCACGUCUAUUAAAUUUGCCGGAUACUAAGGUUUAUUUGUGGUUCAAAGGGAAAGCUAUUGCUUCUGGAAAUGUAUACUUUGAUCAAAAUGACAUAGGUAUGUGAAUACCUUGAGCAAGCACGCUUUGGUUAUGAAGAAUGGCACCGUGAAUCAAAAGGCCUUCAAUAUGUUUAAAGUUCUUCUUCUUUCUAAUGCCAUCCUGUUUUCGUAGUCUUAAUUCAGGUACGAAAGAGGUUUGGAGAGCAGAUGCCUUAAUACAUCAAUAUUACGGGACCGACGGGGGUUUGAACCAACAUUGCGAAGUUAGGACGUUGCGAGACAAGUCCUCUGAACAAUGAAGUCCAUAUAUAUCUUUCCCAAACACGUUUUCGGACUUUUGGAAUCUUUUCAAAACUGUCUUAACCGGACGAGUCAAACCCUUCGCUGCAUAGGUUCAACUCUUCUAUGUCUUACUAUUAGGCUACUGUUCAUCCUCGAGGGAAAAUUGGAGCAAUUCAAGAAAUCGUUAGAAACGGAAUUGAUCAGCAAGAAUUCGACACCCCCUAUACACGACCGGUUGGGCGCUUCAGGAUGAGAUGGAUCGACGAUGCUGGCAAGAAUCACGGCCUCCGAUGGAGCGAUCUUGCCCUGGCCGGACAAUAG
Bursaphelenchus xylophilus (pine wood nematode) is the source of this 1111-nucleotide messenger RNA. The record is from the annotation of a GenBank genome assembly. Lineage: Eukaryota; Metazoa; Nematoda; Chromadorea; Rhabditida; Aphelenchoididae.